This is a messenger RNA of Gavia stellata (red-throated loon), 1730 nucleotides long. It is a transcript of the gene FBXL12, whose product is annotated as F-box and leucine rich repeat protein 12. The record is from RefSeq and is a predicted model, not a curated record. Gene Ontology annotation, biological process: SCF-dependent proteasomal ubiquitin-dependent protein catabolic process. The coding region runs from base 1 to 948 and encodes 315 amino acids. NCBI's taxonomy places the organism in Eukaryota, Metazoa, Chordata, Aves, Gaviiformes, Gaviidae. Gene Ontology annotation, molecular function: protein binding. The transcript has 3 exons. Gene Ontology annotation, cellular component: SCF ubiquitin ligase complex.
AUGGCGGAGGCGGCGGCCGCGGAGCUGCCGGCCUUGCCCGAUUCGGUGCUGCUGCAGGUCCUGGCGCUGCUGCCGCUGCGGGACCGGCUGCGAGCGGCCAGGGUCUGCCGGCGGUGGCGGCGGCUGGCGCUGGACCGGACGGUCUGGAGACAUGUGGAUCUGAGCCCGCACCGGAUCAGCUCCCAGACCCUGUGGCACCUGGUGCGGCAGCAUCUCCGCGACAGCCUGCGGACGCUGCGGCUGCGGGGCGCGCUCCGCUCCGGCGGCAAGCGACGGCUCCUCUCCCCCGCGCUGCUGGCUGCCCUGGAGAAGCGAUGUCCCCAGCUCCGCCGCCUGUGCUUGGCCGAGACGGACCUCCGCCCCAUCCCCUACGAGAGCAUCCCCCCUUCCCUCACGGCGCUGGAGCUGAGUCACUGCGAAAUCCCCGCCGCCUGGUUCUGCGGCCCCUCCGCGAGGGCCUCGCUCCAGCUGCAGCACCUCGUUAUCCGCAACGUCCCUGCCUUUUCCGAUCGCCAUCUGCUGAACGUCUCCUCCCAGAGCCGCCUGAAGACGCUGAGCCUUUCUGGCACCUACCGCCUAACCGAUACGGGGAUUCAGAGAGCGGCUCCACACUUGGAGAAGCUGGAGCGCCUCGUGCUGCGCCACUGCGUCAUCAGCGACUCCGCUGUGGACUUCAUCGGGCGCCACGUGAAACGUCUUCGCUUCCUGGAGAUCAGCAGCGCUUAUUCCCUGACAAACGCGGGUCUGGCUUCUUUAGCCACCCUGCAGCGCCUGGAGACGCUGUGCCUCGACCUCUGCGAUAAGAUUUCCCCCAGUGCCCUUAUUGCUUUGUGCCAAGCGCUGCCCCAGCUCAGGAACCUCAAAUUAGGCGGGGUUCGAUCUGAAGACCAAGUAAUCGAUAAAAUUCAGGCGAGUUUGCCCCACUGUAGUGUUUCACAUACCCCUUGACACACAGCCUGAAGCAGCAGGGCUUUUCUUACUCAUUUUUAUGCCCCAAGUGCUCCUUUUUGGGUAAAGGCUGUUUUCCUGGGAGCUGCUGCACGUAUUUUUGGGACACAAUUUUUGUUGGGGCUAAAAUGGCAAGCGUGUCAUGUAAAAUCAUUUGUCGGGAACUUGCUUUUGGUAGGAUCCCCCCUUUUCCGUGGAUUGGGGGAAUAGGAAAGCCGGGGAGCGCCCAGCCUUUGGGAACCCUACUGAUGAGCUGGCCAAAGACUGGCUGAGGUUAUGAGUUUAUACUCCGCCUGCUCCUUUUCUCCCCGCCGCCAAAUGUCAGGGCAGCAGCUUAACGAGCGCAGAAUUCAAGGAGCAAAGUGUGGCACCCUCCUGCCGCUGGGAAAAAAAAACCAAAAAGAGAUCCGGCAGCCCAAACCCCAGACUUCCAGUUAAUAUCUAACUAAUGUAAUAUUGCUUAACCACCCUGCACGUACACUCCAAACUCUGCCGGGGAAGAAAUACCUCAGCGACACAUGUCAGAGCUGCCUUUUUCUUGGAAGACCUCAGGUGAUCCACCCAGACAGCGUUUUCGAGUCCGGGAUGUCGUCUUGCUUCUACUUUCCUUCAAAUUCAGUUCUUCUAGUUACUCCUCAGGAAGGUUUUGGUCGCAGGGGCUUCCUGAACGCCUGGUUCCAAGAGCCACACGUCCCGUUUGUGCAGCGAACGAGCUGGCACGUGCUCUCAGGCAUCGCCAGGAGCUGCUGUUACCUCUGGCUUUUGCUGGGACCGGCUGACGU